AUGGUGCGAAGCUUAUCAAGUGCGCAGGGCGACCUCGGAUGCCUCAGGUUGAAGAGAGUUCUGACGCUACAACUAUUCGCGUUCCUACUCCAGAGACUUCUCCUGCUCGUGCUCAUGGAACUUCAGACUCGCAGCCUGCUUCUCGAUGGCCUCGAUCUCCCUCUCGCUCACGAUAAGGUGGACAUCUCCGAGACCAUCUACGGCUCCAUCCCCAAGCUCACUAGCGAAUGGGUGCCGAGCGACCAGCUUGGCCAAGUUGCCACGAUGCUCUAG
This is a messenger RNA of Phytophthora sojae, 273 nucleotides long. RefSeq lists its product as hypothetical. Bases 1 to 273 code for a protein of 90 amino acids. The record is from RefSeq and is a predicted model, not a curated record. Lineage: Eukaryota; Oomycota; Peronosporomycetes; Peronosporales; Peronosporaceae. The transcript has 2 exons.